AUGAGACUACAGCAGGUGCUUGAUAGCAUGCGCAAUACCAACCACUCGAAAUGGCCAAAAGCAAAACUAGACGAUGGCUCCACGAAGGCCAAAGUAGCGGCGGACGGCCUCGAGCAGGACUUCAAACACCUUUUGGCCCAAGCAGAGGAGCUCCACAUACGCUGUAAUGACGCGAUCACCUUACUUCUGAGUAGCGUCUCUAUCUCAGAGUCGAAGAAGGCGAUCGAGCAGGCGAAACGCGUCGGGAAACUGACGUUUCUGGCUUUCAUCUUCGUUCCCCUCUCCUUUACAACCUCCUUCUUCGGUAUGAAUGUCAAGGAGUUCAGCAAAGCAACGAGCUUAUGGUGGUGGGCGGUGUUCACGGUCACAGUGUUUAUUCUGACUAUUACCCUCUUCUUCUUGAAUAUAGCUAGACCUUUUCAAGCUAUAUACAAGUAUUGCAAAAGGCGGCUUCUAUUGUAA
Mytilinidion resinicola is the source of this 462-nucleotide messenger RNA. RefSeq lists its product as uncharacterized. Gene Ontology annotation, cellular component: membrane. The transcript has a single exon. Gene Ontology annotation, biological process: transmembrane transport; metal ion transport. Gene Ontology annotation, molecular function: metal ion transmembrane transporter activity. The coding region runs from base 1 to 462 and encodes 153 amino acids. Lineage: Eukaryota; Fungi; Ascomycota; Dothideomycetes; Mytilinidiales; Mytilinidiaceae. The record is from RefSeq and is a predicted model, not a curated record.